CCUCUGGCACGUGGCUUUGCAUGUUGCAAAGUUGGCUUCCGCCUUUGCGAUUGGCCGCCUGGAGGGAUCCGCAGAUCCUUCUCUCUUUCGUUCUUGCGGGGAUUCGGAAUUCAUUCUUGCGGGGAUCUGGAACGCUGAUGCGUGUCAAGUCUCUGGCGUCCUUUGUAGGGAGAAUCUGCUCGGUCCAGAACCAUGCCUGCCGGUGUAAGUUGGCCCAAAUACUUGAAAAUCCUUACUGCAGCCUUCUUGUCCAUGCUUGCUGGUGCACAAACCGUCCACAAAUUUUACAAACCUGACCUCACAUCAGAUAUUCCUCUGGAAGCUGGAGAGCUCAGAACAGAAAUGCCAAGUCUAAAAAAUACGAAUGAGCCAGUUCAACCUUUACAACCACGAUCAUGAAACAUGCCUGUCCUAAUGUUUCCUCUAUUUGUAUCUAUUUUAUGUAUCCAAUCCAUGUUUAUACUUAUUACCUAAUACGUUCUUGAUAAAUAAAUAAAUAAAUAAAUGUUGCAUCCUCCAUAAAGUGUUCCUUAGUAGGAUUUAUAAUCUGAACACGUACAACUGGAAAAUCAUGAAUAUUUAUAAGGACUUAUUUUGUAUCUGUAUUGUUUUCUUGAGUCCAAGACUGCCUCUCCUACGGUCUGCUCCUUUUUCCCCGCCUUACAAAGGUGACCUCCUCCUCAGCCAUUGCUUUUGUUUCUGUAUCUACCUGUAACCUUUACUUCGCUACAAUUGCUCUCAGUGUUGCAGAGCUAUGUCAGUUUUUUCCCCUUAAAAAUUCUUUGCAGGGUAUAUUAUGUUUUGGAGAAUGCUGGGAUAUCUCUGUAUUAGUUCAAUUACCAUUUAAAAAGCAAAUGUUUGGAAACAUGUUUUGCUAUAAGUUAAUUAAACAAGGUAUCCAUUUGAAGCUCCCCUUGAAGAGCACUCAGAGGCUCCAACUGGUCCAGAAUGCGGCUGCGCGGGUGAUUAUGGGGGCGACUCGUCGCACCCACGUGACACCUCUCCUGCGCGAGCUGCACUGGCUCUCAGUGGUCUUCCAGGUGCGACUCAAAAGUGUUGGUUACCACCUUUAAAGCACUCCAUGGCUUAGGACCGGGGUAUAUACGAGACCGCCUUCUGCCAUUGACAGCCUCCCACCGGCCAAUACGCUCCCACAGAGAGGGGCUCCUCAGGGUGCCGUCGGCCAAACAAUGUUGACUGGCGACGCCCAGGGGGAGAGCUUUCUCUGUGGGGGCACCAGCCCUCUGGAAUGAGCUGCCCCUAGAUGUGCGUAUAAUCCCCAACCUGCGCACCUUUCGCCGUGCCCUGAAGACCCUCUUGUUUCAACAAGCCGGGCUGGCCUAACAUGAAUAUGAAUUUUAAUGGGUGUAUGUUAGUUUUUAAUUUGUGGGCCAAAUUUUUGUAUAUUUGAUUUUAAUGGUUUUUAAAUUUUGUAAAUUUUAUGUGUUUUAAUAUGGCUGUACACCGCCCUGAGUCCUUCAGGAGAAGGGCGGUAUAGAAGUCUAAUAAAAGUAAAAAAUAAAAGUAAAGAUUAGGUUUAGCCUCCCACACUACUGUACUGCAAUAUGGUUUUCUGCAAAGCAGGCAUUCAAUGUCAAUAACUUAGCAAUUUUAUUUCAGUGAUAUUUGUUGACUAUUUUGAAUUUUCACAAUCAACUUUUCAUAUUAAAUGCAGUGUUUAAAUAUA
This is a messenger RNA of Pantherophis guttatus, 1687 nucleotides long. It is a transcript of the gene UQCC6, whose product is annotated as ubiquinol-cytochrome c reductase complex assembly factor 6. NCBI's taxonomy places the organism in Eukaryota, Metazoa, Chordata, Lepidosauria, Squamata, Colubridae. The record is from RefSeq and is a predicted model, not a curated record. Gene Ontology annotation, biological process: mitochondrial respiratory chain complex III assembly. Gene Ontology annotation, cellular component: mitochondrion.